CAACCCGGGAGCGUUUGUCCUCACAACCCGGGAGCGUUUGUCCUCACAACCCGGGAGCGUUUCUCCUCACAACCCUGAGCUCCGACUUGGCCGACUACGGAGGUAGUGUCUGCCUCAGCAUGGGUCCCAAAGCAAAAAAGUCUGGCAGUAAGAAAAAGAGAAUCACCAAAGCUGACCGGUUGAAGCAGCUACAAGAGGAGGAGGAGAAACGACAAAAGGAGGAAGAGGAAGCCCGUGUGAAAUACGAAAAAGAAGAAAUGGAAAGACUUGAAAUACAACGAACUGAGAAAGAAAAAUUGCGAAAACUUGAAGCAAAAGAUCUAGAAAGAAGAAAUGAAGAGCUUGAAGAACUUUAUUUAUUAGAGGCAUGUUUUCCUGAAGCAGAGAAAUUGAAACGAGAUAGUAGAUUGCUUUCUCAGUGGAAACACUACAUUCAAUGUGAUGGGAGUCCUGAUCCUUCAAUAUCCCAAGAAAUUAAUACUUUUAUUAGCUUGUGGAAAGAGGAAACCAAUGAGACUUUUGAGGCAGUGACUGCGAAGAGUAAACUAGUGCUAAAUUUAAUUGAGAAAUUGAAGUUAAUUUUAUUGGAAACUCCAUCAUAUGAUUUGCAAGAGAAAAAUAUAAUACAGUACCAAGGAUCAAUUCUAGAACUGCAGGAGCUCCUUCAUCUUAAGUUUAACAUAGCCACAGAAAUACUUCUCAGACAAGCUAGUACUUUAGCAGAUCUGGACAGUGGAAACAUGGAAAAAGUCAUUCGAGAUGAAAAUGUUACUCUAUAUGUAUGGGCAAACCUCAAGAAAAAUCCAAGGUACAGAAGUAUCAGAUUCUCUGAGACACAAAUUGGAUUUGAAAUUCCAAGGAUAUUAGCAACAUCUGACAUUGCUCUACGACUCCUGCAUACUCACUAUGAUCAUGUCACGCCAUUAGGCCCUGUUCCAACAGCACCACAAGAACACACGUCCACGGUAACUUACUUUGGCAAAGAUGAAGUUAAGAGUGUAGAAGCAGCAGUCAGCAAAGAUCUCCAAGAAGAGUAUAAUGAACAAGAAAAUGAGUCUAACGUAGUUCAUGAGGAAGAAACAAAAGUUGACGAACAAGGUGGUAUUGAAGGACAAACGUCCCUAGGACCUGUGAAUGUGAGCCCCACCGGCCACCAGAGACAGAGUUCUGUCCAGGAAGAACCUGAAGCCACAAAAUAUGAACUGGAGAUGAAAUUAUUAAGUGAAACAGUUUCAGCAGCGCAGUUGUUGCUGUUAGAGAAUGCCCCUGAAAAGCCAUAUUUCUCUGAAGAAAAUGAGGUUGAUUUAUGCCAAUUCACAGCUCUGGGUGGAGUGCACCACUUGGAUAUUUUGGAGCUUCCUCCACAGUGUAAACCAAGGAAGGGCUGGAUGAUUGUGGAAAUACUCAAAGAAGGAUUACAGAAGUAUACAUAUCCUCCAGAAACUGCAGAAGACUUUGAAACAGAAAACGCUUUCCCACCCAUAGAGGUCAUGCUUGAGGUUCAUGAGAACGUAAUCUUUUUUGAGAAUCCUGUGGUUGCAAGGUGGGAUGCUGAAGGUAAACACUGGAAAACUGAUGGCAUCAGCAAUGUAUCUUACAAAUCGGAAGACAGACUUAUAACGUUCAGCCUGGAAACUUUGGGCCCUGUUACCUUGAUUCAAGAUGCUCAUGUUAAUAUGCCAUACCAGUCAUGGGAGCUAAGACCACUUGAUGUGAAUAAAGUACUUCUGACUGUGACUACAGUAUUUACUGAGAUUCAAAUACAAAUUAAGGAAAACCUCUGCAUGUUAGCGUCAAUCAAACUAAAUGACAAAAAGCAUUCCUCUAUUUUGGAAGAAAAGUGGAUGACUCCUGUUUCUUUCAUUAUUGCUUUGAAAGAAGCUGGACUGAAUAUCUUCCCUACUGGACACUCUCACUUUUAUGUUGUCAUAAACUAUAAGCUUCCUUUGGUAGAAGUGAAAGCUUAUCGACAAAUGGCCCUGCUAAGUUCUGCUUUUGCGUUUGGUUGGAGCAAGUGGAAUACAGUAUGUGAUUCUAAAAAAGUUUUAUUUCAGGUGAGGGAACACCUUCCUAAAGAAGAACCCAUUCAAAAUCCUAAUUGGACCCUUUUGAUGUUUAGUGGUGAUAGGGCACAAAGUCUCAAAAUCAAUGAAUCCAGUGAUGCAUUCUCUGAAGCCCUUAAAGAAGAAACUGAGUUUCAUUCUACUUUAUAUCACAUGGUUAAGGAUUUUGCUUCUAAAGAAGCAAUGAAGAAAGUUAGGUGUUCCAACUGCCAGUUUGUUGACUCUGUAUGCCACAUGCUACUCUCAACUAGAUUACUCAGCUAUUCUUAAUCCCUACUGAUAAAUUUUAUUCAGUAUGAAGAAUGAAGCAACUUGGAGAAAAAUCCGGUAUUUCUACAAUAAAGUGUAAUGAGUGAAUAUAUGUCAAAUAGGCUGUUAAAAUGAUCUAAUCAGCAUUUUAUACUCAAAUUUCAUUUUCUAAGAAUUAGGGUUUUUUUCCUUAUGCAUACAUGACCUACUGAGACUUCCAACGUUCACUGUAUGAAAAUUUGAAUGGUUCUUUAUUUCAAUAAAUUUUAACAAACAAUAAUAUCUCCUCCUCAAAAAGCUCAUUAAAAAAUCAUAUAGGCGGGCUUCCUCCCCAUUGUAUUUUAGUUAGGAAGGUAAUCACAAAAAGAGGGAAUAUAAAAUAUCUUACAGUCAUUCUGAGAACCUCUGGUUCCAUGCUAUAAUUUCCCAGCUAAAAGUUACUAAUUUACAAAGUUCAGAUACUGAAACUUUAAAAAUCAAGAUUAGCAUUAGCACAUUAGGAUGUGCUGCAGUCACACUGGCGGUGGCCCAUUGUGUUGGAGUCUGGUAAAUGGCCACAAGAUAUGUUCUAGAGACGUCCAGGAGUCCCCAUCCUGUGUGGGAGCAGCAUCCACAGACUUCUGGAAAAAUCGGCCUGUGAAGAAGCUCAUCAAUGCCGCAAAUAGUACAAUGAACGCGACAGAAAGCCAGAGUGCCUUAUUGGCCUCUCUGAUGGAAGUCUUGAGAUUUGUUGCCCAGGAAGCUAUUGUGUUAUAACUACAAGGAAAACACAAAAUCAGCAUGUGGUAAUCACAAUAAUCUGUUAUUAGAAACAGUCCUUUUGUCAACAAUAAUCAAGUCAUGCAUCUGCCCUGCGUAAUUUCACCAACACCUCCUCAUAAUAAGCUACAUAGUAUGAUCUAGCCUCUUGGCUUUGGCCACAAUCUGCUCCCCCCACCCCUUAUAAUUUUUAGAAUUAAAGAAAUGAUGUGCUAAGGUAAGAAUCUGAAAAUUAUGUGAUUUAGGCAUUAUUUAACUCCUAACAAGUACAUUUGAGUAUUAAGUUCAUUUUUUCAAUCAGGUAAGGCAAUUUAUAUUCCUGGGGUAGAAAAAAUAAUGUUAUUUAUUGGGUAGAGCAGGAUAUAUGUACUUAUAAACAUGUCACUUAUUUCUCACCAUACCCUGGACUUUUGCUGUACUGAAAUGCUAAAAUUCCUUUUAGAAACACCCACCAAAAAAGCUUAUUACAGCAUCAUUUAAGUCUUUGAAAAUAGUUAACUAUGUGUUUUACAUGUGCUAAUUCAUUUACUCAUGACAGCAAAGCAAUGACAUAGGUACUAUUAUCAUCUCUAUUUUAUAGAUGAAGAAAUCAGUGCUCAAAAAUGGAUGAACUUGCCCAGGUCACACAGCUAGUCAGAGAGCUAAUUCAAGCCUGGGCCAUCUGGUUCCAAGGCCAAGUUCUUAACACUGUGAACUCACCUGCCUCUUGUAGUUCAUAGGUUCAGGGAUAAUUGUUAUACACCAUAUGGAGUUUGUUAUUCAUCUUAAAUUUAACAUUUUGAAAGGUCUUUUAGUAAAGUAAUUUAAGAUUAAUACUGCUAACCCUGCCUUACCUUUCCCCAUUCCACCAAAAUGGUAUCAUUUAGCAAGUAGACAACUUACAUUGAAAAGACAUCCCAUUUUGAUGGAUUAUUUUUCUUUUCAGAAAGACUUGGCUUUCUUGUCCUUUCUACUGUUUCUUCUUCAGGUGGUUCUGAGUCAUCUUUAGUUCUGUAAAUAAAUAUUGUUUUUAAAUAUUAAACUAUGGAUAAUAUGCUAUUAUUAUUUAUAAGAGAUGCUAAAUUUUCCUGUAUUACUAAGGAGGCUCGCAGAUAUUCGUUUUGCUUUAGAAAGAUUUGAUAAAUAGCUAAUUCUAAAAGUCAAAUCACCAACUUUAUAUUUUUAACCAUUUAUAGGAAUUUAAUUUUUUAAAGUAACUUUCUGUAUUUAGAAAAAUAGCAAAUGUUUGUUGUAGAAAGUUGGGAUGCUAGCCAAAGAACAAAUAAAAAAGGGGAGAUUUACAAAGAACAUGUGUAAGUUAGUCAAUUUUCACCACUCAUAAUUAACCAGUGUUGUUACUGUGAUUUUCCUUCUCUGCAUGUGCGUGUGUGUGUCUGUGUGUGUAUUAGUAACUACACUUUAAAAAGCAAAUGUGGAUGCUAUAUUUCUCCCUCUGUGUAUUUUUCA
This is a messenger RNA of Balaenoptera acutorostrata (minke whale), 4517 nucleotides long. RefSeq names its product dynein axonemal intermediate chain 7 (gene DNAI7). The record is from RefSeq and is a predicted model, not a curated record. Gene Ontology annotation, cellular component: axoneme. The transcript has 17 exons. Bases 120 to 2333 code for a protein of 737 amino acids. NCBI's taxonomy places the organism in Eukaryota, Metazoa, Chordata, Mammalia, Artiodactyla, Balaenopteridae. Gene Ontology annotation, molecular function: microtubule binding; beta-tubulin binding.